Molecule: messenger RNA, 1254 nt
Organism: Drosophila ficusphila
Lineage: Eukaryota; Metazoa; Arthropoda; Insecta; Diptera; Drosophilidae
Exons: 4
Coding region: 192-1169 (325 amino acids)
Source: RefSeq, a predicted model, not a curated record
CAAGUAGGUCUUGUUAAUUUUUAUUACAAAACAAUAACACAUUCCGGGAAGUAAACACAAAGCACCAACAGCUACACGAAAACAGAAACCAAACGAAAAAGAAUAAAAAACUAAACCAAACUCACACUUGAAGCUUUUGUUUUCGGCCAAGGGAUCCAAGAUGCCGCGAGUGAAGCCCACCAAGAAGCUCGAUGUCCUGGGGAAUCUGGACCUUCGUCCCGAGGAAGCAGUUGGCGAUUUUAUCUGCUCAAAGCAGCAGAAUAAGUUCUUUGUGUGACAUUCCACCCAACUCGGACUCCGCUGGCGAUUCCAUCGAGUUGAUUUUCGUGAACAAUCUUCGUGAGCACGAUGCCAUGCUCAAAUUGCAGGACGAGAUGCUGGCCAGUGCCAAGCGGCAGAGCAAGGUGAACUCCUCCAGGGUGCGGAACAUGUACAAGAUUCAGGAGCGACUGAGGCGACGUUUCAUCGAGGUUAACAGCUUCAUCAAGGAUUGUGCGGAUAAGAAGCGAAUCGCUGAGAAAACCGUUCACAUGGAGACGCUCUACCACAAGGAACUCGGCGAUGGCAUUGAGAACUUCAAGGAUUCGAUCGGAGAACUUAAGGAUUUUCGGGAGGCUCUCAAGGCCACCGUCAAGGAGUUCCAGCCUUACGAGAAGGUGCUCGACGAUGUGGUUAAGGUAUCAGACAUAUUUGUAUCUCCAAAGGAUUGCAUGGACCGCUGCGAUGCUUUGAUGCUUGCCCAAGUGGAGAUCAACAAACUAGAGCAUGAAAAACUGGUCGAAAUUGAGAAUAUGCGGCAGCGUAUGGUGCAAAUUACAAAUGAAGCGGCUCUGACUGUGUUGGGCCUAAAAAACGAUUUGGCCAGGCUCGAACGCUCCUACAAUGAGUCCAGGGUUCAGUGUCUAAGGUGGGAGAAGAUCCUGGCCGACACCAAGGAUGAAAUAAGCAAUAGUUAUAUGAAUAAGGAGCGAACUAUAGAUGCGAUUAGCAAUCUUCACCGGAUUCUUUGUCGGCGACGAGAUAUACCUUUCACCUCUGCUCGCCUUGAAUUGGGAAAAAUGUUGGAUUCCAUUAAAAACGAGGUUGAGAUUCUGACUGGUGUUCUGAAGCAAGUUGAAAAGGAAUCCAUGGUUAAACUGGAUGAAGUAAAAGAACAGACUCUAUGCUAGUCAGAUGGAAAAAUUUCAAGUGUUCCGAUUAAAACUUAAAUAGUUCCUUAAAUCAAUAAAAAUUUUAAAAGAAUUAACUUCCAAA